GCGCUGCUGCUGCUGCUACUACUGCUGUCGCUUACCUGCGUCUGCAUCGAGACCGAACCCACACCGUGUCAACCCGUACGGUUUACCCCGUAUUCUUAUACAGGGAAAUUGAGUUUGCAGGUCCAUACGGCAUACAUCCGUUUCAAUACGGACAAACGAAAAUAUUCUCCCUUGUGACGGGACCUCGUGGGAUGAACGUUGCGAUUUAUACGGGGCACGGGGUGACCAUUAAGGUCUGAAUUGGUCUGUAGAAAGGUAGGGCACUGAUAGGGUACCUGAACCUGCAACCCGAGCAGAAUAGACAACAAUGUCGUCCUUGACGUCUUUCCUCUCUGGUCAAAAAGACCUCCUGCCCACCUUCGAAACGCUCAUCACGGGCGUGCUCAUACCCAUCAUGUCUAGCCUGACGGGUGUCUACUUUAACAUGCUCGCCUUCCGCUGCCCCUGCGCCCCGGCCGAGAAUGUCGAGUAUGGCUGGAAAGCUCUGUUCAUCCCUUUCGCCAUCAUCCUCAUGGUGUCUUUCGCCAUCCAGCUGAGGUCGAUCGCGGUGGUGAACAGAUCGCUGUGCCGCGACUCCGUGUGCCCCCACAUGUGCCUCUUCCCGUUCACGGCGUUCAUGAAGCACGGGGCUUUCAUCGUUGCGUCGCUCGCUUGGAUCGUCGUUGCCUACUUCCACGGCAAUGUGCCGAUCUGCAUCGAGGUCAUGAGCCUGGACUGGCGCCACCGCUUCUCGGUGCUCGCCCCGAGCCUCUCGCGCAUGAGCGAGGAGGAGAGACGCGGGGUGCUUGCCAUGGUGCCCUGCGCGAAUCAGGAUCCUCUGCAAGGACUCGUCCCCAACGGCACCAGCAAGGAGGUGCAGUUGGUUAUCGUCAACUACCUCCACGCGACCGCUCAGGACACGGCAUGGCUAUUUUUGCUAGCCAUGACAGUCGACAUACUCCUCAUGCUCUCUGUUCAGAAGCUCAUCUUCAAGAAUAUCGCUCAGGUUCAGGACAAAUACGUGCAGUGUGAGGAGCAGUUAAUCAGAGAGAAGACGGAGGAGCUGCAGCCCUCUCCACAUCUGGGCAAGUCGAUGCCGGGGCAACCACCCCAGCCGAGGGAUGUAGAGGAGACUGAAAUGGCACAGCUUCUGUGCAGCGGCAACGAGACACAAAAACAGGACAAGCAAGGGAACCAACAGAUGGUUUAA
Molecule: messenger RNA, 1189 nt
Organism: Lethenteron reissneri (Far Eastern brook lamprey)
Lineage: Eukaryota; Metazoa; Chordata; Hyperoartia; Petromyzontiformes; Petromyzontidae
Cellular component (GO): plasma membrane
Molecular function (GO): monoatomic cation channel activity
Source: RefSeq, a predicted model, not a curated record